Mytilus trossulus (common blue mussel) is the source of this 746-nucleotide messenger RNA. RefSeq names its product neuroglobin-like. Lineage: Eukaryota; Metazoa; Mollusca; Bivalvia; Mytilida; Mytilidae. Gene Ontology annotation, molecular function: oxygen carrier activity; heme binding; oxygen binding. Gene Ontology annotation, biological process: oxygen transport; response to hypoxia. The coding region runs from base 159 to 635 and encodes 158 amino acids. The transcript has 5 exons. The record is from RefSeq and is a predicted model, not a curated record.
UUGUCUAUAUAUAUGAAGGGACUUGAUAUGUGGAAUUAGAUUAAGAGUUUUUUUUCUAGAACAAAUUCCUUACACAGAAAAAUAAAUACAAGAUAGUGUUUCGAAAGGAUUAUAAAAUGAGCAAAGUUUGCAUUUCUUCGCGAGUAUAACAUAAAGCUAUGACUGACGGUUUGAUUUUAAUGACAGAGGACACCAGGAUCCGAGUUCAAAAAGUAUGGAAAAAAUUCUCAAAUAAACAGGAAGACAUGUAUGAACUGGGUAUUGCAAUGUUUGAACAGUUAUUCAAAAGGAAACCUGAAACAAAGAAAUUGUUUUCUUUUGAUGAAAAUAAUCCUGAUAGAUGGAGGCUGGUAAAAAGUCAUAUACGACUAUUGUUUGAUAUGAUUGGUGAAGCAGUUGGUUCGUUAGACGAUCAAGCAUCUAUGACACCUGUUCUUGAAAACUUAGGGAAUAGACACUUUCAUUAUGGAGUCAAACAAGAUUUUUACCUGGUGUUUGGUGAAUGUUUACUACAUGCAGUUGAGGAAGCUCUGGGUGAUAGCUUUACCGAAGAAGAUCAGACAGCAUUUAUGACACUGUACGACUGGGUUGGUGGCUGUAUAGUGAAAGGAAUAGCAAUGGAAUCGUAUAAAUAAAAUCUGGUGUUGCCUCAUGUUAAACAUGCAUUAUCAAGUGUACUUUGUUACAUGGAACCAUAUUUGUUGUGUGAUUUUUUUUAUGUAAAUAAUGACUUUUCUGCUCAUCUA